Messenger RNA from Carcharodon carcharias (great white shark), 8051 nucleotides. It is a transcript of the gene crtc3, whose product is annotated as CREB regulated transcription coactivator 3. The record is from RefSeq and is a predicted model, not a curated record. Gene Ontology annotation, molecular function: cAMP response element binding protein binding. The transcript is spliced from 16 exons. The coding region runs from base 414 to 2603 and encodes 729 amino acids. Lineage: Eukaryota; Metazoa; Chordata; Chondrichthyes; Lamniformes; Lamnidae. Gene Ontology annotation, biological process: protein homotetramerization; positive regulation of transcription by RNA polymerase II. Gene Ontology annotation, cellular component: nucleus; cytoplasm.
AGGGAGGUUUUGAGCGAUGACAGAAAACCCGGGCUGAUGUUUUUUUGCAGCUCCAAAAGGGAUAUUCAUGAGACAAUUUUUCUUUUUCAAGUCACCAAGGAGUUUUAAAUGCUUGGAUGUCACUCUCCCAACUCCUGAGGGAAGAUAACAGCAACAAGAAGAGGAAUUACCGCAUAUUUUUAACUGGACGAUUGCAAAAGAUUUGAACUUUUUUUGUUGGAAGGAAGAAUCUGUGGGCUUUCAUUUUGCUGCAGGAUGUUGAUGGUGUGACUGACUGGAAGGGAAGAGGAGGGGGGGGUGUAGGCAGUUUGAGUGGAAGAUUUUUCUUUGCUGAGGAGGAGGGAGUGAGGGAGUUUUUAAGCUGCUGUGGUCGGUGAGGUUGGUUUGCUUUGACUGGGCUUGGCUGGCUGGAGAUGGCCGGCAGCAGCUCCGGCUGCAGCCCCGGACCCGGCGCUGGAGGAGGCGCCUCGGGCGGUGGUUCGGGCCCCGGCUCCUCUUCUUCUUCUUGUUCCUCCUCCUCCUCCUCCUCCUCCUCUUCUUCUUCUUCCUCCUCCUCCGGCGGCGGCGGCUCCGGCUCCGGCUCGGCCGCCUCCAACCCCCGCAAGUUCAGCGAGAAGAUCGCCCUCCACAACCAGAAACAGGCGGAGGAGACGGCCGCCUUCGAGGAGGUGAUGAAGGACCUGAGCGUUUCCCGGGUACAGUUCCACAAACUACACCACUUGCGUUUAGCACAGACUCGGGCGCAGUGUUAUGGAGGAUCAUUACCCAAUGUCAAUCAGAUUGGAAACAACGCAAAUGACUUGGAGAUGUCAUUUCAUCCCACUUUGGAUUCUGCACGGGGAACGCGGCAUCAUGGUUUAGUGGAGAGGGUUCACCGAGACCGGAGUCAAAUGAUGUCACCUCGCCGACGCCAGCCUGCAGUGGAUAAACACGGCCGACAGCUUGGCAGCUCCCCAUAUGGAUCAGUGUAUCUCUCUCCACCACCAGAUACAAGUUGGAGACGGAGCAUCCUGCCAUGGGGAAACGAGGAGAAACCGCCUGGAUUGAGACUGAUCUCGGCCCUCAGCAGGACAAACUCUGACUCUGCUCUGCAUACCAGUGCUCUGAAUCCCAGUCCGCAAGAUGCCUUCAUGGGAGGGAACCAGUUGUUUCCACAGCAGGAUCGGCGGCCUGUAAACUACUGCGAUGAGAUGGACAGUCUGGGGGAAGUCUUUUCAUUCCCGGUCCUGACAAAUGAAGACAGUCUCUUAAAGCUGAACAAACCUUUACCAAAACAGCUAUGGGAAGCAACGAAGGUUCAGUCCUUGUUGUCACGUCCCAAGUCCUGUGAAGUCCCUGGCAUCAGUAUCUAUCCAUCCCCAGACCAGAAUGUCGGGUUGUCACACUUUCAAGGGUCACUAAACACAGGAGGCUCUCUACCCGACCUCACAAACCUUCACUUCCCAUCACCUCUGCCAAUCCCUUUGGACCCCGAGGACAGUACCUUCCCCAACAUCAGCGGAGGCAACAGCACCAGCAACCUGGCUGCCACCAUGACACACCUGGGCAUCAGCAGCUCUCCAGGCCUGUCCACUUCUUUGCACAGCUCUCUGAGUAACCCAUCAAUACAGGCUUCACUCAGCAACUCAGUGCUGCAGUCCUCUUUAAACAACCACUCCCUCAGCAACCCCUCCAUCCACUCCUCACUACGGUCAUCACUGAGCAACCCGUCCAUACCAACCGCCUUGAAGAGCUCGCCACGGCGACGGCAGACGCCGGUCAGCCCGCUGACCCUCUCGCCAGGGAUGGAACCUCGAAGGCUGCUGAGCAAACAGUUCUCACCAACAAUGUCACCGACGCUGUCUUCAAUUGCACAGGGAGUUGCCUUGGAUACGAGUAAUAUGACAAUGGAGCACCUACCACCUUAUCCCCUCUAUCAGCAACUCCACCAGUCCCAGCAGAAGGUGCAGCAACCACAGCAUCUACAGGGCCAGUCGUCAAUGUCUCCUCUUCAUCACCUCUCUCAACCAUCGACAAUAGAGCUGCACUCUCCCACUAAUGACACAAUGGAUAACAUCUUCAGUGAUCCCUAUUUUGAGCAGCACUUGGUUGCCAGACAGGCCAAACCUUUGUCACAGCAGGUAUGGAAGUUUGCCAUCAGCAGACCUAUGGAGAUCCACAGUCUAGCGAUGUCAGAAUGUGAUCGGGUUAUGCUGGAGCAGUUCAACAUGUUGGAAAGCCCAGUCAACACUUUGGCGAUAAGCAGCAACAGCUACUAUAACACGGGCUCCAGCCUGCACUAUUCCCAGGCCUCCUCGAUGGGUUUGACCGGGAACCUACCAGACCAACCCCAGCUGAAACCCAACCUGCUUUACUCCACCUGCACUGGGAAUAUCCCCAACAUCAUUUUAACAGGAGACUCUCCGCCAAGCUUAUCUAAGGACAUCAGCAGCGCUCUGGCCGGCGUCCCAGACAUGACCUUUGACACCGAUGGCCAGUUCCAACUGGACGAUGAGUUAAAGAUCGAACCACUCAGUCUAGAUGGACUGAGCAUGCUCAGUGACCCGGAUCUGGUUCUGGCUGACCCUGCGAUAGAAGACACUUUCAGGACGGAUAGAGUGUAACCUCUGCAAUGUGAUAUUAUGGUGGUGGUGGCGGGAGAGAAUAUGUCUGGACACUAAAAAGUGAAGGAGAGCAUUUACAGGAUGGCACAUCUGCAGCAAGACUUAUUUUUUAAUCAUUCAAGCACUAGUCACUGCUUUUUUGUUUUUAACUGUAUACAUUUCUGUGUAUGUUUAGCUGAGUUAAGGUUGAAAUGUUUUUCAAUUUAAGCUGACCAUUGCCAGAUAAUAACCACCCCAGCACAGGGCACAUGAUUGUACUGUAUUUGACUUAAAUAGAUGACAUGUAAUGCAAAUUGUUUACAGAUUUUAAAUCUUAGCUAUUCACAUCAAAGCCAGAAAAUCUGCAUUUUAUAAGAUGUUAGUCUUCUAAACCACUACAGGUAAUUGAAACCUCUGUUUCACAGAUAUAGAAUUUGGCAUUGUUUUUGCACCUGUUGCUGUUUGUGGUACUGAGCUGUGCGCUGCAGCAGAUCAUGGGUCUGUGCUGUGAGCUGGUCUCAGUUAGGACAGCAGGUGGGUAGCUACCCUGUGCCACAACACCUGUAGGCUAAAGGAACGGGUAAUCAAUCAGGGCCCUCGCUGGGAAUCUCGUGUUGGGGGAAGACAGCCCCACACUCAACCAUUUUUGAUGGAAGCCUCUUGAACAUUGGCUGUGUUGGGUCAGACAUGAAGAAAGUAGCAGAGGGAAACUGGCAGCAGCAGAACUGGAAUCCAGCGCAGGUCUGCACCUUCCUGGCAGUGAGGAGAUAGUCCAAAUAAAUACCCGAUCCUUUGAUUAGCAGAAGGCUGUUGUUUGAAAUGAACUGAAUUUCCACUUGCCUAAAUCACUGGGACCAGGAGGGGCAGUCACUGGGCACUGGGACCAGGAGGGGUAGGCACUGGGCACUGGGACCAGGAGGGGUAGGCACUGGGCACUGGGACCAGGAGGGGUAGGCACUGGGCACUGGGACCAGGAGGGGUAGGCACUGGGCACUGGGACCAGGAGGGGCAGGCACUGGGCACUGGGACCAGGAGGGGCAUUCACUGGGCACUGGGACCAGGAGGGGCAUUCACUGGGCACUGGGACCAGGAGGGGCAUUCACUGGGCACUGGGACCAGGAGGGGCAUUCACUGGGCACUGGGACCAGGAGGGGCAGUCACUGGGCACUGGGACCAGGAGGGGCAGUCACUGGGCACUGGGACCAGGAGGGCUGGGCACUGGGACCAGGAGGGGCAUUCACUGGGCACUAGGACCAGGAAGGGCAGUCACUGGGCACUGGGACCAGGAGGGGCAGUCACUGGGCACUGGGACCAGGAGGGGCAGUCACUGGGCACUGGGACCAGGAGGGGCAGUCACUGGGCACUGGGACCAGGAGGGCUGGGCACUGGGACCAGGAGGGGCAGUCACUGGGCACUGGGACCAGGAGGGGUGGGCACUGGGACCAGGAGGGGCAGUCACUGGGCACUGGGACCAGGAGGGGCAGUCACUGGGCACUGGGACCAGGAGGGGCAGUCACUGGGCACUGGGACCAGGAGGGGCAGUCACUGGGCACUGGGACCAGGAGGGGCAGUCACUGGGCACUGGGACCAGGAGGGGCAGUCACUGGGCACUGGGACCAGGAGGGGCAGUCACUGGGCACUGGGACCAGGAGGGGCAGUCACUGGGCACUGGGACCAGGAGGGGCAGUCACUGGGCACUGGGACCAGGAGGGGCAGUCACUGGGCACUGGGACCAGGAGGGGCAGUCACUGGGCACUGGGACCAGGAGGGGCAGUCACUGGGCACUGGGACCAGGAGGGGUGGGCACUGGGACCAGGAGGGGCAGUCACUGGGCACUGGGACCAGGAGGGGCAGUCACUGGGCACUGGGACCAGGAGGGGCAGUCACUGGGCACUGGGACCAGGAGGGGCAGUCACUGGGCACUGGGACCAGGAGGGGCAGUCACUGGGCACUGGGACCAGGAGGGGCAGUCACUGGGCACUGGGACCAGGAGGGGCAGUCACUGGGCACUGGGACCAGGAGGGGCAGUCACUGGGCACUGGGACCAGGAGGGGCAGUCACUGGGCACUGGGACCAGGAGGGGCAGUCACUGGGCACUGGGACCAGGAGGGGCAGUCACUGGGCACUGGGACCAGGAGGGGCAGUCACUGGGCACUGGGACCAGGAGGGGCAGUCACUGGGCACUGGGACCAGGAGGGGCAGUCACUGGGCACUGGGACCAGGAGGGGCAGUCACUGGGCACUGGGACCAGGAGGGGCAGUCACUGGGCACUGGGACCAGAAAGGAGCAGUCACUGGGACUAAGAAAGGGUGGGCACUGGGACCAGGAGAGGCAGGCACUGGUUACUGUGGUUAAACUGUAAUAUUAACCCUCAGUAUGUUGCAAUUUUGUUCUCGAAAGCAAAAAAACGCACCGAUUUAUGAAGGAAAGAUUAUUGCAGUUCUAAACAUUUUAUGAGAAGUAAAAAAUUUUAAGCAACCGAAUAAGGGUCUUGUGGUGAAACAAUCCAUCCCUUUAGAACCCAACUUCCUCAACUUCUGUCUGACAGAGCUAGUGCAAUAGGCAGCUGUGACUUCUCUCUUUUAAAUAUAAAUAUAAUUUAUAGCUCUUUAUUCACAAGGCAAAUGCUCACUUGUGUGGGGAGGGAUUUAAAUAAUAUAUAAUCAGAGUUACUGAUAUCAAGAUGGUGAAAAACUAUAUUUUUAAAUUGCUAUACUGUAUGGUUAAUAUACCCACUGAAUGCCUUAAUAGACAGAGAAUUAGAAUCUGGGUGGUGUUUUUUUUUUGUUGAAAGAAUCAAUUGUUUCUUUGUAUCUUGUAGCUGGAAGCCAGACCUGAAAGUGUAAUGUGAUGAGAAAUUGUAGGCCUUACCCACAGAACUUGUUAAUGGGAUGGAAGAUUGUUGUCAUGGUUCAGGGUCUGAAAGGUUAGAAUACUGCUUGUGAAAUGCAGAGACCAUAAAGAGGUGGCAUACCCCUUCUGACAGGUGCCGAUUAAGCUGAAAUACAAAUUUUCUUUUGGAAAAAAAAAAGAACUGGAUCCAAUCUUGUAUCACCUUUCUCAUGGAAUCUUUGUACGAUGCAUGCCAAGAGCAGAACCCUCACCAAGAGUGAUGCCAAAUGGAAAUUUCUAACACAACUAUGUGCAGACCCUGUUGCAUCUCAUGGCUUAUAAGGCAUUUAUUUUUCUCUUUUAAUAAGAGCUUCAUGUCAGCUUACUAUGAAUCUGCUUCUCAGUAUGUUCUGCCUUGACUAUUUUUGAAGAUGUUUUUUUUCUGAUGCAAACUGUGCAAGUUUGUGAAUGUCAGUGGCACUUCCAUUACACGUUGGAGUUCUGCUAUCCCUGCACUCCACAUAUUGGUUUGUUUGGGUUAUAUUUUCAUAUCGGCACCGGAGUAAUUGCUGUCUUUUCACCUCCAAGACUUUGAUUCAGCAAGACUCCAGACAAAACCUUGCCUCUAUAUUUCUCAUCCUAUUGGCCAGAAACCUUUCGUUCUAGAACUCCUGAGGUCUUUCUCAUACUACGUGUAGAUGGUUCUGUCUCAUAGACGCCAGGUAUCCUCUUCCCCCUAGAAUCGAACCAUCAUCUCAUUUUCGACAUUGCAAGGGUUGGUUUCUCUCUGAAACCUUGGAUGCCAAAAUUUUGUUGUAUGAUCAAGAAAAAGACAGUUCUUACCCUCUGAGAACAACUCAGCCUUCAGAAACAACAGUGAAACAGGGGACCAGGAGAAGGAACUAUUGGGCCAAUAGCAGAGGAGGAUCUGCAUUGAACUGAUCCUUCUCACCCAUUGAAGAAUAUAGUCAUCUCUUCUUUUCUAAAUCAAAACUCCAGCACCUUCCAUUUUUCACUGAUGUGUCCCAUCUGCCAGUGAUAUCCUGAGUUAAAAGCAGAUUAUGUUGGGAACGAUGAUCAAACCUGUCAGGCUGGGUAAAUGGAAAAGAUAAAUCAGUGAUUUGUUCGGGUGGCUGAAGGAACUUUUCACCAAAAAUACUAAAUUGUCUUAGCUUUGAAUUUUCACUGAACUGUAUUCUUUACAGGUCAGCCUUUAACUGUUCUUUCAAAUUCUGUUUGGCCCAAUUUAAUAAAUUGGUUUUGGGUGCUGAGGAGAGAGCAAGUGUUUGUUAAGAUCCCGAAAAGAGGUUUAAUAUGCUGAGCCAGGAUAUCCCCGCUCCUGGGUUAAAGUGGAAUACAGGUGACUCAGCACUGAGGUCUGGCCCUCUGAGAUGUAGAGUAGGUUUUAUGGUCUGUUUAAAAUCAUCCAAUAUUUAUUGGUGCUGGAUUAAUCAGAGUUGUAUAACUGCUUAUAAUACCUAUAUUUUAUCAUUUGGGCUUUCUUACAAAAGUUUUUUUAAAGAAUUUUUGUCUGGUACAAUAGAAAGGAAUUUUGAAUUAUUACCCCACCGCUGAAUUUAAUAAAUCCUCAAGCCUGUCUGAACUGACUUGUUCACAAUGCUCAGCAGCUGAGAAAAAGCUUGUGUGAUCUCACUAGAAUAGGUCUCAGCAUAAAAGAAUAGCUAAACUCUCUAUAAUACUGCAGACCCGCAAGGACAUAGUGAUCUUAACUUGGGUGGGAAUCCCACAUGUUUUUUACACCCCAUUUGAUGUGGCUGUCCGAUCAUUUGAACGGGGAGUGGAAUUGGACAGGUUGUCAAACCCAUGUUCUGCACAACCCUGUGGAUUUCUCCAGGAUGGGGUAGGCUAAAAUAGCUCCCUCGCUCUGGAAAGUGGGCCUCGCACCCUCCAGAAAGGAAACCCGUCAGUGAUUUGCUUGGAAAUUCACAGCCCCUUGCGCAUCCUCAGACCUGGUGUACAUCAAAUUAUAGCGGGUCUCAGUCUGGAUUCCUGCUCAUGAUCACUAUUCAAUGUGUGUGUGUGUGUGUGUGUGUGUGUGUAUGGACACGUGGUGCACACUUGGCUCCAGAGGAGCAACAAGCUUGUCACUAUCAUGGUCUGGGUUAACACAUGUGCUGCACAGAUAUAGCACCAUAACUGUACCCCAGUAAAAAUCUGCACCAUAAGAAGGAUGGGGGGUGGGGGAGGGAUGAUUGCAAAUGUUGGUUUGGAGCAUGGGAAUAUGCAGCAUGGCCGACACAUAUUGGAUUGUUACAUGAAAGCUGGGUUGAGCUCAGUAUUAAGCUCUCUUCCUAUUCUUCCUUCCUUAUCAUCAUUGAAUUUUAUCAAUGUCCAUUUAUUUUUAAAUUCUUUUAAUUUAUUCUGACCUCUUGAUCUGUAGGUCCCUGUUAUCUUUUUUUGUAAUAAUAGCUGGUUCAUUUUUUUUAAAAACUAAUUUUAUUAAAUAUUUAGCGUUGUGUAUCUGUUUCUUGUGACAUAUCCUUUGACCUUUUGAAUUCAGUUAUUGUGAAGUGUACAGUAAUAUUUAAAUAGGACUUAUCCAUGAGCUAGUGUUACUUUUUUUAAAGUGUCAUUUUUCAUUCUAUCUUUCAAAUAAAAUGUAUCAAAGCAAAUCUA